GUAUUUUAUUAUUUUAGGCAAAUAAUAUGAUUGCAUGUAUAUAUGUGUGUAUGUGUAUACCUUUACUAAUAUUGCACUACAAAUUACUACCGUUAGAAGAAACAAGCAAUCUUAAUCUCAUCUUGCCAUUCGGAAUUCCAUGCCCGGAUAUACUGAAUCGUUCUAUAAUAUACAUACAUAACUUAUGUCUUCAUUGAGGGAAGUUAGCUAGUAUGUAAAUAUAAAUCCGAAUGAUAUUAAGUUAACGAUAUUAUGCUCAGUGCAGUUUACUAAAAUCCGACGUAUUUUUUCAUGUAUCUAUAAUGUGUUUAUUCUGUUUAAGAAUUGUAGUUUUGUAUUCUACCAUAAGGAAACAAAGUAAUGUACUGUAAGAGACCCAACAUAAAAGACAUAAUGGCAGGGUUACUAUUGGAAUCACUAGAAUUGCAUUCAAAUUAUUUUCAUGACGGUCAGGAAUACGAAACUGUCUAUUCGAAGCAUAUGCACAACUAUUUUUCAGAUGUUUACCACCGCUACACAAACAAUCCAUUUUAAUAAAUAAAUUUUUUUUUAAUUUUUUAAACAACUGUUAUACAGCCAGCGUCAAACACUUAUGUAUUUAUUACAUUGCUUGUUUUAUUUCAGUUAUUGCUAAGUGAUAACAUUUUUUUAAAUGAUAUUUAAUACUCUUCAAAUUGAUGAAAAAACAAAAACAAAAUUCUUACAACAACAAAAGUUAUGGAAACCUAAAAUAGGUUAUUCUUCUAGCGUUAAAAGAAAGUAUACAAAAUAACAAUAAAUGAUGGAAACAUAUUUUUCGUACUUUGUAUGCUUUCCAUUUACUCUAAUUAUGACUUGUAAACGUCGCGACAUUGAAUUGAGAAGAUUUUCUGUUACUUCCAGUUACUUCCGGUAAUAGAAAAUCUUCUUGUCAUUCUUCUGCAAUGACAUUUUUGAGCAUGUCUUUCCUUGUGAACUCUCCUUAGCGCGAUAGAGAAUGACGUUAAAAAUGUUCUCUCCAAAUUGAAACUAUCUUCAAAACUCUUCCUUUUAAGAAUAGAGAAAUCCGCAAUAUCGUACAGGGCCUUUUUUUCGUGUCAUCUCAACAUUUUAUUAAACUAUUAUACACCCAAUAAAUAAACAUAAAAAAUCAUAUGUACUCGUCAUAUAUGUAUUUAAAAUUAAAAAAUAACGACCGGUUAGUUAAUUUAAACAUUAAAAAAAAAUUGCGAAAAUCAGUGAUUGUUCGAAGGGGCACACUAAGACGAUUGCUUGAAUAUCAUUUAAAAAAUAUAAAUUGUUACAUUAUAUCACUUAGCAAAAACUUAAAUAAAGCAAGCAAUGUAAUAAAAAAAAUGUUGAACACUUUAUUUUCAUGCUGACUGUACAUAUGCACAUUUCACUUCUACAUGCACGAAAUGUUCACUAGACACAUCUACAUAAAUAUGGUUGAAAAUAUAUAGUAUGUCCCUAAUAUAUUCGGUAUAUAGUUUGCUAAGUAGAAAAUCACUAUAUCGUCAUCUAAGAUGCUGAAUGACGUAUCACCAAUUCGAAAUUGUGUUUUUGUUUUUAUUUAUUAUGAUUCGCUACAUCACGUUACACCCAACUCUUUUUUUACACGGUAUCUUUUUACACGGAUUUGAAGUUACACGGUUGAAAAAAAAAAUUUUAAUUACGAUUUCAAAAUCACUGUCUUGUAAUUAUGUUUGUUUUUACCACACUUAGCACCGUUUCUGAAAAGACAAUACAUAGUAGUACCUGCGAAAUAUCCUUAUUCGAUAACUCUUACCUACACUUUUUGUUCGCAUAAUAUUUACAUUGCUGAAGUGGAUAUCUCCAGCGAUGAUACCGACUUUAGUCCAGUCUUCGCAAACUAUAGCGGUUAUUAUCAAGUAGCGACGAAUAAUUAUGUAACUAGAGUGGCAGAUAUUUUCGGUAAAAAGGGAAAUUAAGCACAACUUUUGCAAAUUGGAUAGUGAUACGCCCAUUGUUCAAUUUUCAGAGGUCAAUAUAAUGACACUUUGUGCACAAACAACCGAUCGGUGAAAAAACUAUAGUACUCCGAAAAAGUUGUAUAUCAAUCAGCCAGAAGAUAUACGAACUUACUUGGACUCUGAACUUGGAAACAUUUCAAAUUAAACAAAUCCUAUUUUUUAAAAAAUACAAUGUCUUAGCCGCUGAAAAACGAAAAAUUGGCAGAACUGAAUAAAUAAAGUUUUAUUAAAAAAUGGCAAUGUCAAAGGUCAUGAGGGUGCUGGAAAAAUCUAUUCCACCAUCACCUUAUAGCGUUCUUUUAGAGCAUCGAAAUAAAAGUGAUAGCAUUCUUUUUGAAUCUCAUGCGGUCGCUUUGCUCUCCACUCAGGAAACUGACGUAAUACGAAAGCAGUAUACAAAAUUGUGUGAUGCUUACGGUUGUCUUGGUGUGCUGCAACUAAAUGCUGGAGAAAGUACUGUUUUGUUUCUGGUGCUUGUCACUGGCUGUGUCUCAAUGGGAAAAAUCUGUGAUGUUGAAAUUUUUCGAAUUACGCAGACACAAUUCGUGGCUUUGCAAAAUGCAGCUCCGAAUGAAGACAAAAUAUCGGAGUGUCGCAAGCUGUUGAACUCGGGAACUUUUUACUUUGCACAUUCGAAUCCUUCGAUGACCAGUAGUUUACAAAAGUUUGAUAUAACAUUAUGUGCUCAACGGAGGCAAAAAAUAUCUGAGACUGACAAUCGUUUCUUUUGGAAUCGAAUGAUGCACAUACAUAUGCUCCGUUUCGGUGUAGAUUGUCAAUCAUGGCUUCUGAAGGCAAUGUGUGGUUCUGUGGAAGUUCGCACGGUGUAUGUUGGAGCUAAACAGGCUCGCGCCGCUAUCAUAUCUCGUUUAAGUUGCGAGCGUGCCGGCACACGAUUUAAUGUUCGAGGCACCAACGAUGAGGGGCAUGUUGCUAACUUUGUUGAGACCGAGCAGGUUAUAUAUGUGGAUAGUGAUGUGACUAGUUAUAUUCAAACACGUGGAUCGGUUCCUCUUUUUUGGGAGCAACCAGGUGUACAAGUUGGCUCACACAAAGUGAAAUUAUCACGAGGGUUUGAAGCUUCUGCGGCAGCAUUUGAUCGACAUAUGGUGAUGAUGAAACAACGGUACGGAUAUCAGGCGAUUAUAAACCUUUUGGGUACUUCGAUGAUUGGUAGUAAGGAAGGUGAGGCAAUGUUAAGCAAUGAAUUCCAAAAACACCAUAAUAUGUCCACCCACAAAGAUGUUUCACAUAUUAUAUUUGAUUAUCAUCAAGAGUGUCGAGGUGGUAAUUUUGGUGCGCUUUUGAAACUGAAAGAGCGCUUAGGAGUUUGCGGUGUAAACUAUGGAUUUUUCCAUGCUUCCCAAGGGCAAGCAUUACGUGAACAAUUUGGUGUUAUUCGCACUAAUUGCCUCGAUUGUUUGGAUCGCACCAAUUGCGUUCAAACGUUCUUGGGCUUAGACAUGCUCAAUCAACAAAUUGAAGCUUUAAAGUUGGGAGAGAAAAAACAAAAUUUUUCCAGAUUUGAAGAAAUAUUUCGGCAAAUGUGGGUAAAUAACGGUAAUGAAGUUAGUAAAAUCUAUGCAGGUACUGGAGCUAUACAAGGUGGCUCCAAACUAAUGGAUGGAGCACGAUCAGCCGCUCGUACUAUACAGAAUAAUUUGUUAGAUAAUUCAAAACAGGAAGCAAUUGAUAUUUUAUUACUUGGAUCAACACUAUCGUCAGAAUUAGCCGAUCGAGCUCGAAUAUUAUUACCAUCGAAUAUGCUGCAUGCGCCAACUACAGUUUUGAGGGAAAUGUGCAAACGCUUUGCUGAGUAUGUAGCUCCGCGUACCUGUCGCGUCGCAGUUGGUACCUACAAUGUAAACGGUGGUAAACAUUUUAGAAGUAUUGUUUUUAAAGACUCUUUGUCUGACUGGUUACUCGAUUGCCACGCAUUAGCACGAGCUAAGGCUCUAGUGAACGUGAACAAUCCAUCGGAGAAUGCCUGCGAUCCGGUUGAUAUAUAUGCGAUUGGUUUUCAAGAGAUCGUUGAUUUGAAUGCCUCUAACAUUGUUGCUGCCAGCACAGAUAAUGCCAAAUUAUGGGCAGAGGAAUUACAAAAAACUAUUUCCCGAGAUAAUGAUUAUGUGCUUCUCACAUAUCAACAAUUAGUAGGCGUGUGUUUAUAUAUAUAUGUUCGACCUGAGCAUGCGCCAUUUAUUCGUGAUGUUGCCAUUGAUUGCGUUAAAACGGGACUAGGGGGCACCACUGGAAAUAAGGGAGCAUGUGCGAUACGCUUUGUUUUUCAUGGAAGUUCGAUGUGCUUCGUCUGUGCUCAUUUUGCUGCUGGUCAAUCACAGGUUGCUGAGCGUAACGCAGAUUAUGCUGAAAUAACAAGAAAGUUAGCGUUUCCAAUGGGACGUACUCUAAAGUCGCAUGAUUGGGUAUUUUGGUGUGGAGAUUUUAACUAUCGAAUCGACAUGGAAAAGGAUGAUUUGAAAGAAGCUAUACAGAACGAAGAUCUCACAUCUGUACUGCUGAAUGAUCAGCUGCGUAAGGAGCAAGAAGCAGGCAAUGUCUUCAGCGAUUUUCUUGAAGGAGAAAUCAAUUUCGAUCCUACGUACAAAUAUGAUUUGUUUAGUGAUGAAUAUGAUACGUCAGAAAAACAACGUGCACCUGCUUGGACUGAUCGUGUAUUAUGGCGUCGACGCAAAGCUUUGGCAGCCGAAACAGAUGUUAAUAGUGUCGAAUGGAAUCCAGGAAGGCUUAUUCAUUAUGGUCGUUCAGAGUUGAAGCAAAGUGACCAUCGCCCAGUUAUUGCCAUUAUUGAUGCAGAAAUUGUGGAAAUUGAUUCACAGCGUCGACGCGAGGUUUUUGAACAAGUCAUAAGGGACUUGGGUCCACCUGAUUCUACGAUUGUUGUGCACGUAAAAGAGGAUGUCGUUUGUGACGACGGGCCGACUAUCUAUGAUGAAGCAGUCAUGUCUACCCUUAUUCAGGAAUUGUCGAAGUUGGGUGAAGUAACUUUGGUUCGAUAUGUAGAGGACACAAUGUGGGUAACAUUUCGAGAUGGUGAAUCAGCAUUACAUGCGAGUAAUAAAAAAUAUAUUCAUAUUUGUGGUUUGGAGCUACAACUUCAACUAAAGACUGCAAAUUGGCAACCAUUAGUUGACAAUGAAAUUGAAUUGUGCACAACCAACACUAUACCCCUGUGCUCGAAUCCUCAAGAACAAGCACAGUUAUUCAGUAGUUCACCUGACAUUCCGAGACGUCCGAAACAGCCUCCUGGGCGACCAGCACCAGCUCGCCCACCUAUGCCACUGUCACCUAAAAGUUCGCCUCGUCAUCAUCCACACGUUGGAGUUAUUAGUGUCGUCCCUGAAAUGCUGCAAUCUAAACUCUCCAAACAUUUAAUGACACAACCCUUACAGCCCUUACCAAUUUCGCCUCAAAACAAUCAAAAAAACACUAAAACUUCUAGCAAUGAAAGUAUUUCGUCUUCUAAAUCACAGUCACCUACUGAAACACAACAAUGUUCUCCAUUACAUUCGUCAUCUGCAGUUUCACCAGUUGAGUUGCACGACGAACAAUUCCCCCCAACUCCUCCAAGGCAAAGCAAAAAUUCUACACCAGUAUCCACACCAAUACGUCAACCGAAGCAAGAAGGUACUUCAACUUUUUAUGAUGGCAGUGCUAACAUAUAUGAAGAAAUACAAGAAGAAAUGCCAGCGCCUAGACAUCCACCACCUCCAUUUCCAUCAAUUGCAAACCAGGAAAUUGCUCCGAUUGCUUCUAUUGAAAGUCCUCGCAGACAAGUAGUAGUAACACAUCCGACACCAAUAGGUCCUCCACCACCUUUGCCGGCGCGGCGCGGACCUCCACCUAUACCCAAUCGCAGUGGAAAUGCACCACCACUUCCUACUCGACCAGGCAAUAACAAUUGAAGUACUAAUUUCAACAUCGCGCGUUAGACUCCUUUCCUGUGUUAUUAUAUUGAUUGUAGCGAAUUUGGUGUAAUAAUACUUACUUUGAGGCAUUAAUGGAUUUAUUUCUGCAACAUGAAAAUAAUAAUAAAAAAGUGUUAUAUCUUCAACUUCUAUGGGAACCUGGCAUUUCUAUGAAAAAAUUUGAAAAGAAAGAACUUUUAUGCCAAAUAAAUAGAAAUUUAAAGACAAAAUAAAAAGGUUUUUCAUACGUACUUAUUUUGCUAUUGCAUUAGUCAAACUUCAAAAUUAUUUGCUUUUCUGUUGUUAUUUGCAAGCGUAUUUUAGGUAUUUACGUAUGUAGUAUAAAGUUUUAAACCGACACAUUAUUAUUUUUCAAGUUGUGUUGCUGGAGCGAUUAAUUUGAAUGUAAAACCAUAAUUAUUAUCAUAAUUAUAUCUAAGUUAUUAAAUUUAUUAGUUAUAUAUUUUCAUAAUUUAUCUUUAUUAGAAAUAGACUGCAAUACAGAAGCUGACAUUCCGUAAUAAAAUUAAAUUUACCAGCUAAACCUUUAGAAGAGUAUAAUAAUCGCUAUCCAAAAAUGUAGCCUGUAGCCACUUAAGCCAAAACUAGUCAAAAAAGCUCAAUAACAAUUUUUAAAAAGGUAUUAAUAAUUAAAAAUGCAGUUAAAUGAAACAAAUGUAGGUAUAUUUGUACUAAGUUUGCUUAAUUGUUAAAGAAAAUAAAAUUCAAAUCAAUUAAGUUAAACCAAAUAACAAAGUUAAAUAACAUAAACAAAUGUGUUUAUGUUAAUAUUGUUGAAAGUAUUUUAUAGUAUAAAUAAAUAUUAGCAAUGUUAACAUGCAAGUCAGGAAGUUAUUGUUGCUGCUAGUAAAAUCCACUACUUAUAACAUAUUAAUCUAAGUAUGUAGAAUCCUGAGGCUUAAUUUAGCAUGAUAUUUGUGCAUUGUAAUGACAUAUAAAAACAUUGCUUGUCUUUGGUUAAAAUUAAUAAUUAAAUAAGAAUAGGCGAAAGCCCAUGCACAUUUGAAAAUGUUAAUUAUAAUCCCUAUAAAUGUUACAUUGUAAAAAAAACAUAUAAAUAUAAAUAAAGCUAUUAUAAAUCAAAAUACUAAAAUUGCAA
Messenger RNA from Bactrocera dorsalis (oriental fruit fly), 7022 nucleotides. RefSeq names its product synaptojanin-1 (gene Synj). The record is from RefSeq and is a predicted model, not a curated record. Gene Ontology annotation, molecular function: phosphatidylinositol-4,5-bisphosphate 5-phosphatase activity; nucleic acid binding. Gene Ontology annotation, biological process: synaptic vesicle endocytosis; phosphatidylinositol dephosphorylation. The coding region runs from base 2207 to 5899 and encodes 1230 amino acids. The transcript has 7 exons. Lineage: Eukaryota; Metazoa; Arthropoda; Insecta; Diptera; Tephritidae.